Psammomys obesus (fat sand rat) is the source of this 5197-nucleotide messenger RNA. RefSeq names its product LIM domain binding 3 (gene Ldb3). Gene Ontology annotation, molecular function: muscle alpha-actinin binding; actin binding. The transcript is spliced from 15 exons. Lineage: Eukaryota; Metazoa; Chordata; Mammalia; Rodentia; Muridae. Gene Ontology annotation, cellular component: adherens junction; filamentous actin; stress fiber. Gene Ontology annotation, biological process: muscle structure development; heart development; actin cytoskeleton organization. The record is from RefSeq and is a predicted model, not a curated record. The coding region runs from base 98 to 2458 and encodes 786 amino acids.
UCCCAGCUAUUCUUAGGAGCCUCCCAGGAGGAGCUCUGUACAGCCUGGCCAGGGAGCAAGGGACACAGCAGAGGAAGCUGCCACUGUCAGCCUCGGCAUGUCUUACAGUGUGACUCUGACAGGGCCUGGGCCCUGGGGCUUCCGUCUGCAGGGAGGCAAGGACUUCAAUAUGCCCCUCACUAUCUCUCGGAUCACUCCAGGCAGCAAGGCAGCGCAGUCCCAGCUCAGCCAAGGAGACCUGGUGGUGGCCAUUGAUGGAGUCAACACGGACACUAUGACCCACCUGGAGGCCCAGAAUAAGAUCAAGUCUGCCAGCUACAACCUGAGCCUCACUCUGCAGAAGUCCAAGCGUCCUAUACCCAUCUCCACAGCUGCACCCCCUAUCCAGUCCCCACUGCCAGUGAUCCCCCACCAGAAGGACCCUGCUCUGGACACGAACGGCAGCCUGGCGACUCCCAGCCCCAGCCCUGAGGCGAGGGCCAGCCCAGGCACCCCAGGCACCCUGGAGUUCGGGGACACCUUUAGCUCUUCCUUCUCCCAGACUUCUGUCUGCGCCCCACACAUGGAAGCCCUGGAGCCUGUGCUUCCUCAGGGCAGCCCAGUGGCCAAGGCCAGACCAGAGGGUGCACAGGGCUCAGUCAGCCCCAAAGUUCUGCCAGGCCCCAGCCAACCGAGGCAAUAUAACAACCCCAUUGGCCUGUACUCAGCAGAGACCCUGAGGGAAAUGGCUCAGAUGUAUCAGAUGAGCCUCCGAGGAAAGGCCUCAGGUGCUGGACUCCUAGGAGGCGCUGACUACCAGGAACGCUUCAACCCCAGCGUCCUGAAGGAUUCAGCCCUAUCCACCCACAAGCCCAUUGAGGUGAAGGGCUUGGGAGGCAAGGCUACCAUCAUCCACGCUCAGUACAACACCCCAAUCAGCAUGUACUCUCAGGAUGCCAUCAUGGAUGCCAUCGCUGGGCAGGCCCAGGCCCAGGGCAGUGACUUCAGUGGGAGCCUGCCCGUGAAAGACUUGGCCGUAGACAGCGCCUCUCCCGUGUACCAGGCUGUGAUCAAAAACCAAAGCAAGCCGGAAGAUGAGGCUGAUGAGUGGGCCCGCCGGUCCUCCAGCCUGCAGUCUCGCUCCUUCCGCAUCCUGGCCCAGAUGACUGGGACAGAGUACAUGCAAGACCCUGAUGAAGAAGCUCUGAGAAGGUCAAGCACCCCUAUUGAGCAUGCUCCAGUGUGCACCAGCCAAGCCACUUCCCCGCUGCUGCCUGCUUCUGUCCAGCCGCCUGCUGCUGCCUCUCCCAUUGCAGCCUCGCCAACCUUGGCCACAACUGCUGCUGCCCAUGCUGCCACUGCCUCUGCUGCAGGCCCUGCCUCAAGCCCUGUGGAGAAUCCGAGGCCACAGGCCUCUGCCUCCAGUCCUGCAGCAGCUAUGUCUCCAGCACCCUCUGCCCAUACGAGCUACAGUGAGGGUCCAGCUGCCCCUGCACCCAAGCCUCGGGUUGUAACCACGGCCAGCAUCCGGCCUUCUGUCUACCAGCCAGUGCCUGCAUCUACCUACAGCCCGUCCCCAGGAGCCAAUUAUAGUCCAACUCCUUAUACCCCCUCACCUGCUCCUGCUUAUACCCCCUCGCCUGCACCCACCUACACCCCCUCGCCUGCACCAGCUUAUACUCCCUCACCUGCCCCAAACUAUAAUCCUACCCCGUCAGCUGCCUACAGCGGGGGCCCUGCUGAGUCUGCCAGCCGUCCCCCCUGGGUGACCGAUGACAGCUUCUCUCAGAAGUUUGCUCCCGGAAAGAGCACCACCUCUGUCAGCAAGCAGACCCUGCCUCGGGGGGCUCCAGCCUACAAUCCCACAGGCCCACAGGUGACGCCUCUUGCCAGGGGCACCUUUCAGCGAGCUGAGCGCUUCCCAGCCAGCAGCCGGACUCCCCUCUGUGGCUACUGCAACAAUGUCAUCAGGGGUCCUUUUUUGGUAGCCAUGGGGCGCUCUUGGCACCCAGAAGAGUUCAAUUGUGCCUACUGCAAGACUUCCUUGGCGGAUGUAUGCUUUGUGGAGGAGCAGAACAACGUGUACUGUGAACGGUGUUACGAGCAGUUCUUUGCUCCGGUCUGUGCCAAGUGCAACACCAAAAUCAUGGGGGAAGUGAUGCAUGCUCUGCGACAGACAUGGCACACCACCUGCUUCGUCUGCGCAGCCUGCAAGAAGCCUUUUGGGAACAGCCUCUUCCACAUGGAGGAUGGAGAGCCAUACUGUGAGAAAGACUACAUCAAUCUGUUCAGCACCAAGUGUCAUGGAUGUGAUUUCCCUGUGGAAGCUGGUGACAAGUUUAUUGAGGCCCUGGGGCACACCUGGCAUGACACAUGCUUCAUUUGUGCGGUCUGCCAUGUGAAUCUGGAGGGGCAGCCAUUUUACUCCAAGAAAGACAAACCACUGUGCAAGAAGCAUGCGCAUGCCAUCAAUGUGUAGGGGCCCAAGGUGGCUGGCGAGGGCCAAGCCCAGGCUGCUCCUGCUACCGACAAUGAAGGAGUCAAAGAAGCUGAUGUUUCUUCUUAGGGGGGAAAGGGAGCGAGAGGAAAUGAUUGAGCCCUUUUGAAGUCUAAUUUUAGUCUUUUCUUAUACACAUAGAUUGUGUAUUUUCGUAGUUCAGACUGGAGGCCAAAAGAAGAUGCUGAAUCCAGCCAGUAAUUAAUCCAUGGCUGGAAUUGCACUUCAGACUUUUGGGGAAGGAUUCCAACAAAUCAAAAGUGGAAAAACAAAAAGCAAUGUUCAAAAACCAUAGGCUCCCUGACCAUCACUGUCACCAGCGUAGGGACAGAGCUCAGGGCAGUUAUGGAGAAUCCAAAGCAUGCAGCAGACUUCUGGAAAGCUCCUUGGCAAACACAACGAUGUGCCAAACUGUAUUUGCUGGGGUUAUUUUUAGAGCCAGCACUGAGAGCUCCUUAGCUAAGCCCCAUUGGACUUUCCUCACCAAAAAAGGAAGAGUUUUUCCAUUAGCACCCAAGAGCCACCUUUGCGAAUUAGACUUCAGAUGUUGAACAAACUUGAAGCAGUAAGGGGAGCCCACACAUCUGAGGCAGUGUCCGGCCCCCACUGGGCAGAUGAAAACGCUCCAGGGAGGUCUUUGGCCCAGGCCACUGACAGCUGAGAAAAGAGCUCUCUCUGCUUCUCCCCCUCUUUCAGUCUGAAACAUCUAAAGUCGUGGAAGGCUUUGCUCCUUUUUGAAUUGUCAUGGAAAAGUGAAAUUGGGUUUUUCCAGUUUUCCUUUACAAUGUAUCAGAAGAGGUUUGAAAAGAAACAAAACAAAACUGGGGGUGGGGUUUAGCCUUUGUUUUGCUUUAAGAGUGAGUGUUCUGUGCAUGUAUUCACCCCCUACCCACAACUGCUCACAUCCAUCUUUCUCAUCACCACCCUCACAGAGGCUCAGAGGAAAGAAAAGAGAGGCAACUGUCAAGCACAGGAUGGUAGAACAGGCUCUCCCCACUGUGCCUGGGGAGGGGGCUUUCUGUCAGCCUCUGGAGGGGUGUGUGGGCUGCAGGAUUUCAGGGCUGCACUGGUGGCCUGCUUCUUUAAAAGCAGCACACCAAUUAUAGAACCAGGCUGACUGCUUCAGGAGGGUUGGGGCGGGGAGAUACAUUCGCCAUUUGGGCCAAUAAUCUGAACAUAGCUGAAUGAAUUUAGAAUAUUUAUUGAAAUAGACAUGGCCUUCAGACUCCUUUACAAUACAAGUGACUCCUUUACAGAUAGAGUUAGGGGAGCUUGAUAAAGCUAUUUAGAGGUAAAGAAAGCAGCUUCCUUUCUGGGUUUGGAGAUGGUGUGGCCACUUUUUUUUCUAGGAAGUGCUGUUAGGAUGGAUGUUCAUUGAGGAUGGCAUCGAAGCAGGGUGUGCGUGUCUGUUUGUAUGUUUGUCACUGGAACACAGUAUUUAGGCAUUCUGCCAACUCACUGCCCCGCUCUCCUUGAUCCUGUUUUGGAUUUUUCUCCUUGCACGUUUGAAAUGCUUUAUGCAUUCAAUCUCUUUUUCUUUUGAGAACUAAGGCUUCCUUCCAAGAGACUGCCAUUCUACUUAAGGGUCAUUCCAGGCUGGAAGACUCCGAAAUAGUUAGACAUAGCCUGGGCAGAAACUCAGUUUUUCUGUUUGGAAUCACCAAUCCCCUCCAGUCAGCACCAGGGAAGGUCAGAACUGCACUCCUACCAAAUAACCCUUCUUUACUUUUUCUGCAAAGCUGCAGGCUGAGUAAAUUCUGCUGGGACAGCCUGGAGAUUUGUCCAGACAUGCAGAGCAAUACCUUGUACGGUCUGUUAUUUUUGGAAAGUUUGAAUAUUCAGGGACAAGGAGCAUGUUGAGUAAAGAGAAGAGUUCUAAGCAGUUGAUUUUUCAAAAACCUAUCUAUUUUUUAAAUGGUUAGGAACUGGUCUUGAGGAAGGGAAAUAAAAAUCCCUACAGUUACAUUUCUAAAAUUUACUUUAAAGAUUUUAUACGUGUGAACAGACACUGCUCCUGUGUAAUCAUUAUCAUUUUCUGUAGGACGUUUAACAAGAAAAUAAAAAUGUCCCAAAGGAAAGCAUCCCCAUCAUUCUAUAUUAACUAGUUUUUUUCUUUUUUUAAACAUUUAGUAGUUCAUGUAUAGUCUAGAAGAAUUUUUAUUUUUCAAAAACAAAACAACAUUUUAAGGGCUGGCUGUAAUCCAGUAGUACAGAAUUUCCUUAGAAUUCAGGGUGCUCUAGCUUUGGUCCCCAGCACUGCCAAAACCAAUAUAAAGGUAGCAGAAAUGGAGCUAGUUCAAGAAUGUUCACUGAGUGAGCCUGCAGUGUUAAGAUUAAUUAAGACUGUGUGGCAUUUGGUUAACAUCAUGGCUUUCCUGUGACAGCAAACAGUUUUUACCAGUGCACAGGAGGAAUAUAGUUUGUCUUGUCUUUUUAUUGUUGGCAUUAAUUUAAUAGUCUGAUAAACACUCACCUUUUGCAGUAGAAUGGCUUGUAUUGGCAGUGUUUGUGUUAGCAAUCUAGCCUUUGUAAUGUGAACUUUUCAACCCAAGUCUUCUUGCUUUGGGGUCUUUUUCCUUUCUUUUUGUUAAGUUUUCUGAAGUGGAAUAUAAUGUGUUGGAGGUGUGCACAAAACUAUUUUUGCAUGUUUUUCUUUUCUUUUUUCUUUUUGGUCCGUGUGGAUUCUUUUUAGCAAAUAAAAUUCAGAAAAAGAUGUACAAA